UAACCUAAAACCGCAAUUUACGUUGAUCGCACGUUCCAAACUUUAAGGGAUUCCUAGAAAAUUUUUAAAAAAAGUAUAAGAGUAUGCAGUAACAAACCCUCAUCCCCUCUCUCUCUAUUCUCUCCCUCUCUAGAUUUGGGUUGCUUUGAAGCGUUUUUAAAGUUUUGAUUCUAUAGUAUAAGAAAGAAUGGAUGAGCUUAUUUUGAAAAGUUUUAAUGGUGGUGGCGAUAAUAAGCAUUAUUUAUCUAUCAUGUCUCCCCAAGACAUGUCUCCCAAGGAAGGCUUCGAAUUUUUCUUUUAUGAUUAUAGAGCACUAGAUUUUGGUGGUAAUACUUGUCGCGGGUUGUUGUAUUUCAAUUGUGAUGACCAAAUUGUUCUCUGCAACUUAACAACUAAAGAAUUGAAAUUUGUUGCUCCGCCCAAGAAACCCAUUCCAUCUCACACCACGUUGGAUGGUUGUGGUUUCGGAUACGAUCCUAAAUCUGGCGACUACAAGUUGAUACGAAACUAUGAUAGAUGCUCUUGCUGCAAUGGAGAAGAUUACGAGGAAUGUUUUGAUCAACAUCCUCGCGAGAAAAAAACUGAGUUGUAUUCGUUUAAAAGUGGUUCUUGGAAGGAGAUUCCAGCUCCUGAUGCUUACAUUGGCCCCUGUUAUUGUGUGUAUGUUGAGGGGAGUUGUUAUUGGCGAGCACAACUUGGUUCGGCUUUUGGUGGUCCAUCAUGUGAAGCCCCAAUAUGGUUUGAUGUUCUCUCAUUUGACUUUACUGAUGAAAUUUUCUCUUGCAUCCCUUCACCGGUUAGUGAGAUUCAUUUUAUAUAUGUUCUUGUUGAGUGUCGAGGGUUUUUGGGUGCUGUUGUCUAUGAAAAUCCCUCUGGAGAUUCCAAGUGUGGAGUCAACUCUUUUGAGCUUAGGAUAUGGAAAGAAAGGUCGUGGGCCAAAUCAUAUGUCGUUGCGGUUUAUGGUAUUGAAAAACCGUUGGGAUUGAUAGAUGGUCGUUUUCUCUUUCUUAAAAGAAAAGGAGUAGAUCAGUUACUAGUUUAUGAUUAUAUUACGAAAGAGAUGAAGAAACCAGAUAUUGAUGCUCAUGCACAAAAUGUGAGUGUUGUUUCUUAUGUUGAGAACAGAGUUGUGCUAGUUUAUGAUCUGGUCACAGAAGAAAAAACGACGAAGGUUCUUUCUUAUGUUGAGAAUGGUGCUAUGCUGCCGAAUCAUGCAAAAAUGUAAGUGGUUUA
Molecule: messenger RNA, 1233 nt
Organism: Salvia miltiorrhiza (redroot sage)
Lineage: Eukaryota; Viridiplantae; Streptophyta; Magnoliopsida; Lamiales; Lamiaceae
Exons: 2
Coding region: 188-1225 (345 amino acids)
Source: RefSeq, a predicted model, not a curated record